AUGGUUGACCGUAAAAGAGCCGCUCGGGAUGAGAAGCGGAAGGUCAAAAAGGCAAAGACCAGGGAACCUUCGCCUGUUCUGGAUGUUGAGUCUGAGCAAUCUGCCAGUCCCGUGCUAGAAUCGGACACUGAGGCUAAAGACGACAAUGCCAGUGAUCUCGAUCUAAAGGACGACGCAGACCCUGAAUCGGAGCUCAGUAACGAAAAUGGAGGCGAAGACGCAAAUACCAAUGGGCAUACCAACGGAUCCAAGAGGCUAGAUAGUGAUGAUGAUGACGACGAAAAGAAAGGUAGUGGAAACGAAAGUGACGAGAGUGGAAACGAAGAGGAAGAGGAGGAUGAAGACAAUGCCGAGGGCAACGAUGCCGAUGAAGACGAUGAUGAAGAUGAGAAGAAACGUAUUUCCACUUUCCUGUUUGACGGCACUGACUACUCUUAUAAAGAACGUCCCUCUGUCCUAGAGGAGCGUGAAGGAAAGAUCGAGUUCCGCGUAGUCAACAACGAUAACACCCGAGAAAACAUGAUUGUUUUGACCGGUUUGAAGAAUAUCUUUCAAAAGCAAUUGCCCAAAAUGCCUCGAGUGUAUAUCUCGAGACUUGUCUAUGACCGUUCGCACUUGUCCAUGGCAGUGGUACGAAAACCUCUUACUGUUGUUGGAGGAAUCACCUACCGACCAUUUGACAACAGAGGCUUCGCUGAAAUUGUCUUUUGUGCCAUCUCUUCCACAGAACAGGUCCGUGGUUAUGGUGCGCAUCUUAUGAACCACUUGAAGGACUACGUCAGAGCCACCUCCCCGGUCAAGUAUUUUCUAACAUACGCCGACAAUUACGCUAUUGGUUACUUCAAGAAGCAGGGAUUCACUAAGGAGAUAACUCUUGAUCGACUGGUCUGGACUGGAUAUAUCAAAGAUUACGAAGGUGGUACUCUAAUGCAGUGCUCAAUGCUUCCGUCUCGCCUACGGUACUUGGAUCUGGGCAAGAUUCUAUUACUACAAAAAGCAGCAAUAGAAAAGAAAAUCAAAUCGCGGUCUCAAUCUCAUGUUGUUCGGCCGGGAAUUCGUCUCUUCAAAAAUGCCAAACCAGAUUUCAAGAUUCUGCCAAACGAUAUUCCCGGUCUUGUUGACAGCGGAUGGCUGGAGGAAAUGGACAAGCUUGCCCAAAAACCAAAGAGAGGUCCCCAUUACAAUUUCAUGGUGACUCUCAUGUCCGAACUCACCAACAACCCUCUGGCAUGGCCAUUCGCUGUCCCAGUCAACAAAGAUGAGGUGGGAGACUACUACGAUGUGAUCAAAGAGCCUAUGGAUCUCUCUACUAUGGAAUCCAAGCUUGAGAAUGAUAAGUACGAGUCGUUUGACAAAUUCCUCUACGACUGCAAGCUCAUUUUUAACAACUGCCGUGCGUACAAUGCAGAGACCACAACCUACUACAAAAACGCUACAAAAUUGGAAAAAUUCCUCAACAAGAAGAUCAAAGAGAGCGCAGAUUACUCUCACUACCUCGAGUAA
Messenger RNA from Australozyma saopauloensis, 1503 nucleotides. RefSeq names its product histone acetyltransferase (gene GCN5). Gene Ontology annotation, molecular function: histone H3 acetyltransferase activity; protein binding. Gene Ontology annotation, cellular component: histone acetyltransferase complex. NCBI's taxonomy places the organism in Eukaryota, Fungi, Ascomycota, Pichiomycetes, Serinales, Metschnikowiaceae. Gene Ontology annotation, biological process: positive regulation of transcription by RNA polymerase II; chromatin remodeling. The transcript has a single exon. The record is from RefSeq and is a predicted model, not a curated record. Bases 1 to 1503 code for a protein of 500 amino acids.